AUGCGCCUACGCAAUAAUCACCUUUCAACCGGCUCUAACGCGCAGAAAACGGCGAGAUCUCCAUGGGCAUUGUGGUACCAUGUGCAACAUUGCACCCCGUAUUUCUGCAUUGCCGUUCCCCGCAACACGCUUUUCAAGCCGUGCGAGUUGUGGGUCCAUCUUUACCUACACUCACGUUUUCCAUCAAGGCGGAAGGCGUUCUUUGAGGGAACCAGCCCCAUCCAGCUGGAAAUUUCUGUACCCACAGGAGAUCUCACUUCUUGUAAGUUGUGGGUGAAUGGAGGUACGAAAAGCGGCCCUCAUUCCACACUUUGA
Molecule: messenger RNA, 315 nt
Organism: Cyclocybe aegerita
Lineage: Eukaryota; Fungi; Basidiomycota; Agaricomycetes; Agaricales; Hemipholiotaceae
Source: the annotation of a GenBank genome assembly